Molecule: messenger RNA, 723 nt
Organism: Klebsormidium nitens
Lineage: Eukaryota; Viridiplantae; Streptophyta; Klebsormidiophyceae; Klebsormidiales; Klebsormidiaceae
Source: the annotation of a GenBank genome assembly
GAGAAACUUGCGUUGCAUAAUGAAAUGACACGUCGGAUAAUGAGUAAAAGGUGGCGGCAUUGAGCCUUGAGGCCCAACGAGGAAGGUUGGCAUUGGCAACGUGGUUGGACGUGGUCGGGCGGCGCUCUUGGGAGCUCUCCUCCUGUUUCGUGUAUGGCUGCCUUGAUCGCUUGCCAAAGUACAUGCGUGUUUAAAAAUGUUUCUCUGUUGAAGACACACAGGCUUUUGCGGCACGUAAGCGCAGCGGCGCUCCAAAGGUCCCAUCAGUCACGUCCAGCUUAUCGCUGCACAUUGCGCCUGGCAUCUAAUGCUGCUUCAAUUGUAGGAAACCUAGCCCAGCUUUCAGAGGCUUGUAACGCAUCCAGCUUCAUUCCUGAGAAAAACAGCGUUCAUGCCUCCAGCUCACUUGUGCUUUCAGAUUCUGCGAAAGUUAGCCCCAGCAAGAGCUUUCGAGGUGUCAUUUGUUGUUUGAGAAGUGAACCUGGAAGCACAACCAGGAGCGUUAGAAGACAGGGGCGCCGCAUGGUGGGCCAACUAGCGAAUCCAGAGAAGCCAAAGAAAUACACAAAGUCGAACCUUCCAGAGAAAAUAUGCAUUGUGUGCAAUCGGCCAUUCAACUGGAGGAAGAAGUGGGAAAAGUGCUGGGAUGAAGUCAAGUACUGUAGCGAACGUUGUCGAAGGGCCAGUAAGAUGGGCGGCCCUGCUUCAAAUGAGGAGCAGUAA